Pectinophora gossypiella (pink bollworm) is the source of this 1455-nucleotide messenger RNA. RefSeq lists its product as uncharacterized. Lineage: Eukaryota; Metazoa; Arthropoda; Insecta; Lepidoptera; Gelechiidae. The record is from RefSeq and is a predicted model, not a curated record. The coding region runs from base 1 to 1455 and encodes 484 amino acids. The transcript is spliced from 5 exons.
AUGGCGGAGUGGCUGAUACACGUGGCUGUGGUUGCUGAGCCAUACGUGGUCCCUACCCGAGAUGACUGGGUAAGCGACGGCGGCAACUCUGUGGCCAUCUUCGCCCCUGCCGCUAGUGGCUCCCCCCCCUUCGAUAAGGUAGCGAAGGGUAGGGGAUGCGUGCUGGCUGUCGUUGGCGGAGUUGCAGUUGGCCCCUCGCCGACUUCGAAGGGGCCCUCGCGGAAGUCGGGGGGGUCAAUCGUGGACCUCACGUUCGCAACCCCCUCCAUGGCCCGGAGAGUUCAAGGGUGGAAGGUGGAGGUAGACGUGGAGACAUUGUCGGAUCACCGAUAUAUCCGGUUCGAUGUCUCUACGUCUGCCCCCACAACGGUGCCAGUGACUCGCUCCUCUAUUGAGGAGGGCCCUCGCUGGGUGCUGGGUCGACUGGACCGUGAGCUGGCCGAGGAGGCGGCCAUUGUGGAGGGCUGGGUGGUGGACGCCGGCCCACCCGGGGACGUGGAUGCGGGAGCGGAGCUGCUCGGCGCAUCGCUUACGAAUACAGCCAUAUCACGGGCUAAACAGGAGUCCUGGGAGGAGUGGCUUGCCAUCCUAGACCGGGACCCCUGGGGCAGACCCUACCGGGCAGUGAGGCGGAAGCUCCGGCCCUGGGCUCCGCCACUCACCACGACUCUCGAACCCCAGUUGGUUGAGAGCGUGGUGCAAACACUAUUCCCGAGUCGGGCAGGGUCUGCCCGGCCGGUGGUCGCCACGGAGGAGGAGGAGGUGUUGCCCGUGUCCGAGGUGGAGUUGCGGUACGCCGCGGCGAAACUCCGCCUCAAAAAGACCGCCCCUGGGCUGGACGGCGUGCCGGGACGGGUGCUAGCCCUGGCACUAUCGGAGCUGGGGAGCCAUGUUCGGGCCCUAUUCACCGAAUGUCUGGUGCAGGGUCGUUUCCCCAGCUCUUGGAAGGAGGGCAAGCUGGUCCUUCUUCGGAAGGAUGGGCGUCCAGCUGACCGGCCGUCCGCUUACCGACCCAUCGUGCUGCUCGGCGAGAUGAGCAAGCUCUUUGAGCGUGUGCUCGUUCACCGUCUCGCCAUCCUCACCGGGCAUGGGUGCUUUGGUGAGUAUCUGUUUGGGGUGGUCAGCAGGGAGCCAAACGCCGAAUGCCACCACUGUGUGGGCGGCAUAGUGGACACGGCACGACACACGCGCGAGGAGUGCCCCGCUUGGGCGGUCCCUCGCGCUGCCGUGUCCACAGAAAUAGGGGCUGACCUCUCGCUGCCGGCCAUGGUUAGGGCCAUGAGCGGCAGCGAGCAGGCCUGGAGAGCGGUCGCCACCUUCGGAAGCGGCGGAGAGGGAGCGGGAAGACGCUGUCGACUCGCUCCCGAUUCGCCGCAGGCGACCGGGAUGGUGGCGACGGGCUCGUCGGUGUUUUCGUUACUAAUACCAGAUAUGAACAUGGAUGUUUUUUCUUGA